Rosa chinensis is the source of this 2847-nucleotide messenger RNA. RefSeq lists its product as uncharacterized. Lineage: Eukaryota; Viridiplantae; Streptophyta; Magnoliopsida; Rosales; Rosaceae. Gene Ontology annotation, molecular function: nucleic acid binding; RNA-DNA hybrid ribonuclease activity. Bases 1 to 2847 code for a protein of 948 amino acids. The record is from RefSeq and is a predicted model, not a curated record. The transcript is spliced from 6 exons.
AUGCUGACUCGCAAGCUUGGAUUCAAAGAUAACAUCUGUUACUCACAUGAACGUGAUUUACAGGGGAUGGCCCUCAUAUGGAACGACGAUACUCAUGCGGAACUAUGUUCUCGGUCACCCAACCACAUUGAUGUUGUUAUUGGCAAAGCAGAGAACACACUCAAAUGGCGUUUUACUGGCAUUUAUGGGGUCGCUGUGCGGGGAGAGCGACACAGAACCUGGUCCCUCAUCAAAACGCUUGCUUCUAAACAAUGUUCCCUGCCUUGGCUUGUUGCAGGGGACUUUAAUGAGAUAAUGUCAAACAAUGACAAGUUUGGAGGUCCACCAAGAGCAGUAACACCUAUGGCUACAUUUAGAAGAACACUGGCUGACUGUGAUCUUCUAGAUAUGGGUUUUGUAGGCAGUCACUUUACAUGGAGCAGGCCUUCCACUGGAAAUGCUUUGGAACAACUGUCAAGGAAAAUCUAUGACACGGGCACUAAACUCAUGCAAUGGUACAAGUCUGAUUUUGAUAAUCAAAAGGCAGAGCUGCAUGUCAUUGAGGAGAAGCUCAAUGACCUCAUGCCAUUACCCUACUCCCCAGAGCAAUAUGAGGAGCAGAGAUUGCUACAUGUCAAACAUAGCCAAAUUCUUGCUCAACAGGAAUUAUACUGGAGGCAGCGAUCAAGAGCUAUUUGGCUUAAGGAUGGAGAUCGUAACUCUGCAUACUUUCACAGGAGGGCUUGUAAUCGGCGAAGUAAAAACCUCAUACCGGGCCUUAAAGAUGAGCAAAACCAGUGGCAAACUGACCCGAGAGAAGUCCAAAGAUUGUUGCUUUCUUAUUUUUCAAGAGUCUUCUCGACUGAGAGUUGUGACCUAGAAGCACUAGCACAAAUAAUAGAGGCCACACCAGUGAAAGUUACACUAGAGAUGAACAACGACCUGUUGAAGCCAUACCUGGAAAAGGAAAUGAAAGCAGCUAUCUUUCAAAUGCAUCCUCAAAAAGUCCUGGCCCUAACUAUCAAAGACCCUCAGGAUGCUGCACACUUCAGGCCUAUAGCCCUCGGCAAUGUUAUUUAUCGUAUUGCGUCAAAAGUAGUUGCUAAUAGACUAAAGCCAUGGCUACCUGCAAUUAUUUCACCCCUUCAAAGUGCCUAUGUCCCAGGGCGCAUCGUCUCAGACAAUACUUUGGUUGCCAAUGAAGUUGCGCACUUUAACACAGGUUUCUUCUCACUGAAGCUAGACAUUAGUAAGGCGUAUGACCGCCUAGAAUGGAAUUAUCUCCAAGCCAUUCUGUCAAAGCUCGGCUUUCACCCUACUUGGAUUAAUAUGGUGAUGAGAAAUGUCAAAUUCGUAACCUAUUCAAUUUUGCAGCAUGGCAACCCAACUCCUCCUAUCUCACCUUCUAGAGGAAUCAGACAAGGAGAUCUAUUGUCACCCUUAUUAUUUGGCACGGCUACUAUUGAAGAAUGUAUUGCCUUCAAGCAAAUUCUAGGGAUUUAUGAGAGGGUCUCUGGACAAAAGAUCAACUUCCAAAAAAGUAGUGUUGGUUUUAAUAGGAAUGUCAGCAUAGCACUUCAACACAACCUGGCAGCCAUCUUUGCAGUUGAACGUGUGGAAGAACAUGAUAAAUACCUUGGCUUGCCACUGCGGGGAUGGAGAAUUAUCUCUAAUCCUCAGUCGUUAAUUGCCAAGUUAUAUAAGGCAAAGUAUUUUCCACAUUGCUCGUUUUGGGAAGCAGAGAUUGGGGACUCACCAUCGUUUUCUUGGAUAAGCAUCUUACAAGGUAGAGCAGUUCUGCAAGCAGGAGUUCAGUGGAAAAUUGGAGAUGGCACUCAAGUUGAUAUAUGGCAGGAUAAAUGGAUUCCAGUAUCCACACCAACUCAAAUAUCCAGACCACUCAAUACUAGUCUUUCCAAAGUGGCAGAUCUAAUUGAUGAAUCAGCACAGCAAUGGAAGGCUAAUCUCAUACAUGACUUGUUUCCUGACCACAUUGCAGAAAGAAUUCUCUGCAUUCCACUUGGACGACACCCUCAUCCUGACAAGAUUAUUUGGAGGCCGGAGAAGAAAGGCUACUACUCGUGCCCUAUGGCCUCGACUAUCAUAUCUGCCCCUCCGUUCAACCUGCCCAUUGAUCUACACAAGACUAUGAACUUCAAAGACUGGAUGCUUGACAGAGCUCUUACAUUAAGCAAUGAGACUUUCGCCAAACUCAUGAUGAUUAUUUGGGCCAUUUGGAAAAACAGGAACAACUUCUUAUGGAAGGGCACACAGCAAACCGCUCAAGAUAUUCUCCUAAGUAGUUUUGCUUGGCUUGAAGAGUUUCAAAAAGCUCUCACUCCAGCUGUAACAAGAAGGCAACAACAUUGUCAUUUUUGGCAGCCCGCUCCUACUGGAGCUUUUAAAAUGAACAUGGACGCUUCAUACUUGUCCAAUCAGACUAAAGGAGGAAUUGGAGGAGUCCUGCGAACUGAAACUGGGCAAGUUGUUGCAGCCUUUGCUAGCCCUAUCCCCCACUUAGCUUCCCUGAAACAAGGAGAGUUAUAUGCCAUCCGAGCUGGUGUUGAUCUAGUGAAGUCUUUACAAUUACAACAGGUUGUUAUAGAGAGUGACUGCACCAAAGCAAUUGUAGAUGCAUCUUGUCCAGACCAUAGUCUCCUUGAAAAUGGAGGUUUGAUCGAUGAUAUUAAAAGAGCCAUGGCUGAAAUUCCCCAUGUGCAGCUAUGUUAUGCCCCUAGAUCAUGCAACAUGGUUGCUCAUAGGCUAGCUGGUAUAGGCUUUGAGUCCAUUCAGAGAAUAGUAUGGAGGAAUCAUACCCCAGAAUGCAUUCUUGAUGUAGUAACCUAUGAUUGUCAUCACCUCACUUGA